AUGAUUGGUAACGAUUCCUACCAUAUUAUAUUUGAUUUUCUCCCAUCAACUAAUUUGAGUUCAGACUAUCGAUAUUCAGACAUAAGUAUAACGGACAUUGACAUUAAGCCAUCAACAGAUCUGAAGAUGAUACCCGAAGCAAUAGAACCAAUCAAGGCUCAGCUGAUUGGAGAGGGUGUGAUUAGACUAUACCGUGAAUUUGAAGAUGAUGAUUUAUCUGAUGGAGUGCUCGGGAAGAGGAAGAUUACGACCAACCCCGGUGAUAACACCAUGGUUGCAAUUUUGGCAAUACCCACUUAUUUCACUGCAACAGACCUAUUAGGGUACAUAGGGGAAUCAUUCAUUUGUUCAAUUUCACACAUCAGAAUUCUAAAAAGUGAUAAACAGAAUAGAUUUUUAGUAUUGAUCAAGUUUCGAGACAUCGUAAAGGCAGCAGAAUUUCAAUUUCAAUUUGAUGGCAAAAGUUUCAACUCCAUGGAGCCCGAAACGUCUCAUGUCAUUUUUGUGGACUCUGUUCAAAUUCACUACCAACAGCGUCACGAGGGGAUGCAAUCAUUGAUUCCGUUCCUCCUUUCCGAUCCGUUCACAUCACCUCCUGAAAAUGAUCAUACCUGCCCAACCAAGGAUGCUAUUGCAACAACCAAUAAUACCAUUAUUGAGCUUCCGACAUGUCCAGUGUGCCUUGAGAAAAUGGAUUCUGCUGUCACUGGCCUACUUACUAUUCCAUGCCAGCAUACGUUCCACUGUCAAUGUCUAUCUAAAUGGCGGGACGAUUCAUGUCCUGUUUGUCGAUACUCACAUAAUUUGACUAAUUUAGCUAGCUUGAACCAUGAUAGGAGGUUACAAAAUCUAAAUCUAAGAGAACCAAUGCUGCAGAGCAAUGUACUGCAGGCCCCUUCUCCUUCCGCAAACGACGAGAAUGAAGUUUGCAUGGACUGUCAGGAGAGUUCGAAUCUAUGGAUUUGCUUGAUAUGUGGAAAUGUAGGUUGCAGCAGGUAUGCGCCUGAGCAACAUUCACUAAAACACUUUGUCACAACAGGUCACUGUUUUGCUAUGGAGAUAAAUACAAGUCGGGUGUGGGAUUAUGCAGGUGAUAACUAUGUGCAUCGCUUAGUAACAAAUGAAUCUGAUGGUAAAUUGGUUGAGCUUCCUGACAAGGGCGAUCCAAAGGGGACAAAGAGUUUGGGUAAUAACAUUGAUAAGAUUGAUGCAGUUGGAUUUGAAUACUCUCAGUUAUUAAUCAGCCAGCUUGCAAGCCAACGAGAAUACUACGAGGAGCUUUUGGAUCAACAGGCAAUAACAUUGACAUCGUUAUCCAAAUCUAGAAAGGGUUCCACUUUCGCGUCAAGCCUGAAUCUGGACACCAUGAAAGAGUUUGAGAUUAAAAUCGAAGAUUUGUCUAGUAAAGUAGCGGAUCUUACAACUUCGGUUGUACCAUCGUUGAAGGAGAAAGUCCAAAAUAAGGAGGAGAAGAUUCACAACUUGAGCAAACAGCUAAGUUCAGCCAAUGCAUUAAAUGAAGCGUUUUCAAAAAAAAUUGAACACGUAAUGCAGAUGAAUGAUGAGCUCAAGCAUAGUGUUGAGGAACUUAAAAACCAAAAUAAGGAUCUAAAUGAACAAGUAAGAGACCUAAUGUUUUUCCUCGAUAGCCAGGAAAAGCUUCAAAACGAGUCAAAUGACGUGAAGCAAGGUACUGUGGUUGUCAAGCAAACAUCGGCAUCAUCGAAAAAGAAGAAGAAAAAGAAAUAA
Lodderomyces margitis is the source of this 1749-nucleotide messenger RNA. RefSeq lists its product as uncharacterized. The transcript has a single exon. NCBI's taxonomy places the organism in Eukaryota, Fungi, Ascomycota, Pichiomycetes, Serinales, Debaryomycetaceae. The record is from RefSeq and is a predicted model, not a curated record. Gene Ontology annotation, cellular component: cytoplasm. Gene Ontology annotation, biological process: Ras protein signal transduction; protein ubiquitination. Gene Ontology annotation, molecular function: zinc ion binding; ubiquitin protein ligase activity. The coding region runs from base 1 to 1749 and encodes 582 amino acids.